AUGAGGCUUCUUAUAUCAGCUCUAUGUGUGACUGUGCUAUGCUCUUGUGCAGUGGCGUAUGAUCCUUUGGAUCCUGACGGAAACAUAACGAUCAAAUGGGAUGUUGUGUCAUGGACAGCAGAUGGCUACGUGGCGGCGGUAACGAUGAGCAAUUUCCAAAUGUACCGCCACAUAAUGAAUCCGGGAUGGACAUUAGGAUGGUCAUGGGCUAAGAAAGAAGUUAUAUGGUCAAUGGUAGGAUCUCAAACAACUGAGCAAGGAGAUUGUUCUAAAUUCAAAGGAAAUGUGCCUCAUUGCUGCAAGAAAACUCCAACAGUUGUAGACCUUCUCCCUGGUGUACCUUACAACCUACAAUUCUCUAACUGUUGUAAGGGUGGAGUUGUAGCAGCAUGGGGACAAGACCCUUCAUCAGCUGUUUCGUCUUUUCAAAUCAGUGUUGGACAAGGUGGUACUUCAAACAAGACAGUUAAACUUCCGAAGAAUUUCACUCUCUCGGCUCCCGGACCUGGCUAUACUUGCGGUCCUGCAAAGAUUGUUCCUUCCACCACUUUUCUCACCUCCGAUAAGCGCCGCAAAACUCAAGCACUUAUGACAUGGAAUGUAACAUGUACUUACUCACAAUUUCUUGCAAGAAAGAACCCAAGUUGCUGUGUAUCUUUGUCAUCUUUCUAUAAUGAGACUAUUACCCCUUGUCCUUCUUGUGCUUGUGGAUGCCAGAACAAGAAGAAUUGUGUCAAGGGUCAUUCCAAAUUCCUGGACAUGGUAGGGUUACAUACACCAAAGAGAGACAAUGAACCAUUGCUACAAUGCACUCAUCAUAUGUGCCCUAUCAGGGUACAUUGGCAUGUGAAGGUUAACUAUAAGGACUAUUGGAGAGUCAAGAUAGCUGUGACAAACUUCAAUUAUAGAUUGAAUUAUUCUCUUUGGACUCUUGCUGUACAGCAUCCAAAUCUUAACAAUGUCACACAAGUUUUCAGCUUUGAUUACAAGCCUUUGCUUCCCUAUCAAUCCAUAAAUGACACAGGUAUGUUCUAUGGCAUGAAAUUCUUCAAUGAUCUCUUGAUGGAAGCUGGACCAAGUGGAAAUGUUCAAUCAGAAGUGCUUCUUCAAAAGAACAAGGACACAUUCACUUUCAACCAAGGAUGGGCAUUUCCUAGAAGAGUUUACUUCAAUGGUGAAGAAUGCAUGAUGCCACCACCAGAUACCUACCCUUACCUCCCUAAUUCUUCCCCUGUGAAUGCCCUCAACUUCCAAGCAUUCAUUACCUCAUUCCUUCUCUUGCUAGCUCUUUGGUGA
Molecule: messenger RNA, 1296 nt
Organism: Lathyrus sativus (Indian pea)
Lineage: Eukaryota; Viridiplantae; Streptophyta; Magnoliopsida; Fabales; Fabaceae
Source: the annotation of a GenBank genome assembly